AUGUCUUCUGGACGUCUGACGGAUGCCCUGCAGUCCCUUCUGGAAUGGCUGACCAAAGCGGAAGUCUACCUCGUUCAGGAUCAACCAAUUCUAGGCGACCUGGAUACAGUAUCUAUACUCAUUGAGAAACACAAAUUGUUUCAGCAGGAGCUGACGAGUAGACGUGCCAUGGUUUCCGCCAUGCUAAGCAGCCCCUCAGACGACCCGCAAGUUCAAGGUCAGUUGAAGGAAUUGGGUCAGGUCUGGGAGAGGGUUAAAGAUCUGAGCGAGGUCAGGGAGAACAAACUGCAAGAGUCUUUAAAAUUGGCGGAGACCUUCAACGACGCCAUCCAGGUCGUUCGUGAUUGGCUGCCGGAUGCGGAGGCGGAGCUAAAAUUUCACUCCAUCCCAGACGAUGAAGAUAGCAUAAUGCAACUUAUUGAGAAUCACGAGGUUGUGAUGAAAUUUCAAGAAGAGCUAGAAGCCCAGCAGACGAACAUUGACAAGAUUCGAAGUCUGGCCGAGGAGAUCCUGGCAAGCUGUCAUCCGAACGCAGUCAGAUUUGUUAAGUACUACCUCACUAUUACACAGACCAGAUGGGAGCAGCCAAUCACGUCAGAUCUCAACUUCAAAAUCAACCAAUCACAUCACAUCCUUGUCUGCCCCAAGGCCGUCUCGAGAUCCAAUCAGAGGUCAGCAAAGCUACACGACGCUCUCAAGACGACACGUGACAAUGCAUCAACCAUGGCGGAGCUGAUGUCAUGGCUGAAUGAUGGCCAUGCCCUGAUGCUGGCCAAGGAUAAAGAUGACCUCCCUGAUGAUCUGACCGAAUUUCACGAAGAACUGAUCAACAAAUCAAAAGACAUCGAUCGAAUCGUCAAAUCAUUUUCCGGAGGCGUGUCCUCGUCUGGGACCUCACCCGCCUCUGGCCAAUCAGAAAAGAGAACCAACUCAGGAAGGCGAGGUCAACUUUUAAAAGUUAGCCAAUCAGAGACAAGCGAAUCGAUGAGUUGUAAAGCUACAGCACUUCAAAACAAAUGGAAGCUGGUCUUGAAGAUGUCGACCGACAGGAAGAAGAAGCUGCAGGACGCUCUCAGCCGAAUUCUAGAGUUGGAGAAUUGUCGAAAUUUCGAUUUUGAAGUCUGGCGCAGAAAGUACAUUGCAUGGAACCGAGCCAACAAGUUGAAGUUCAUGGAUUUUUUUAGGAGGCAGGAUCGACACGGAACCGGAUUGUUGACCAGGAAGGAGUUCGUAGAGGGAAUCAUGGCGUCAAAAUUCCCAACGAACGAGACUGAAUUGUUGGUGGUGUUUAAAGUUUUUGAUGUGAAACGACUGGGACGUAUCCAGUACAAAACGUUCGUCGACGCCAUCAUGCGGCCCGAUAAACCGAUAACUCCGAAUAGAUCCGAAUCGAAACUGACCUCAGACUCACAGACGAUUGACCAAGAGAUUGAUGACAGGCUGGCAAAAUGCCAGUGCAGAAUUCCCUUCACAGUUCAGAAGGUAGACGACUGCAAGUACAAGUUUGGCGAUAAGGAUAGGGUUUGCACGGUCCGACUGAUGAAUGGGAUGAUUUACGUCAGGUUUGGCAGCAGUUGGGUGCCUCUUGAAGAAUUCAUCAAUAACAACGAUCCCUGUAAAACCUUCAAAUCCACAAGUAGCGCCAGUGAACUUAGAGUCUACAACAGCAGCAGCAGCAGCAAUUUCGACGUCUGUAGCAACUACAGCUACGACAGUAGCCACAACAACAACAACAACAACAACAGUAACGCUUAUCACAACGUAACACUACCGAACGGCAAAAUGAACAACAACAGCAAUAACAACAACAGCAGCUACGCAACAAAUUCCUUACCUCGCGUUCGAACCCCGAACAGCAGAGUUGCAAAACUUUACGAAGCACCAUCACCUCUCUCCUCAUCAACUCCUCUUUCUAGAAACAACAACAACAACAACAGUAAUACUAAUAAGAUCAGCAACUAUAGCCAUAUAAGGAGCAAUCAUUUUAAAUCGAACGCGCUAGAAAAAUCGCGGCAAAUGCUCUUUUCAAAAUCCUGCGGCAACCUACCAGCAAAUGACGUCAUCAACAACAACAACAACGACAACAACAACGACAAUGGUGAAAAUGUUAGUUUCAACGGUUCGUCAUUAUCGAAGACUUCAAAGAACUUCGUGCAAGCUAACAAAAAUGUACUGUCAAGUAUGAGCCCCGCAAGAUUUGCCGGGACAGCAGCAAGAAAUGCAACGACUACAACAGCCACAAAAACGCCAACAAUCGCUAACAAAACAGCCACAAAAAUAUUAAUAUCUCCACCAUCAGUGACGUCAUCAUCACUAUCAUCAUCAUCAGCAGCAGCACCUGUAGCAACGACAGCAGCAACAGCGUCUACUGAAAAUGAUGCUCCAAUUCAAUCAUGUACAAAUUCUUCGAGCACAGGAAUGGGCCUAUCCGUGCACAACACCAGCACUUCCGGUUCGACACCGAGGUACCGGAAGGUCCACUCCACCCUUACGAACGGCCGGCAAUCGUCAGCGUCAUCUUCGUCGUCGUCGACCACAUCAACAUGGCCGCGGACUGAACCUAAUCAGUUGACGCCCGGUAGCCUCACUAACUCUGUGGCCUCUGCUCCUGGCGGUAGUGUAAUGUCGCCAAGACGCACCCCGGGCUCGCAAUCCACCCCCUCAUCUACGGCCUCGUCCCCCUCAUCAAGAUACGCCCUCAAGACAUUCACGACCUCUAGGUCGCCUCAAAGGACUCCAAGAGCCAGACCCUCUGUGGUCGCAGCUGAAGGUGAAGGUGAUGGAAGAAGGGGCGUGGCAAGUUCGUCUGAUCAAAGACGACGAUUGGUCAUCGGAGGUCCAGCUGCCACGGCUGCUAGUGGCGUUGGUGGUAACGUCAACAAAGCUGCCACAACAGCCACCACCAGUAGUAACAGUGGUGGUGGUAGUAAUUUGAAUGCUGGUACUAAUAAUACUAAGAGUCCUUCCCUCUUCUUGACUAACCGCACUUUGAAUAUUUAG
Helobdella robusta is the source of this 3000-nucleotide messenger RNA. RefSeq lists its product as hypothetical. The transcript has 14 exons. Gene Ontology annotation, cellular component: membrane; intermediate filament; cytoplasm. The record is from RefSeq and is a predicted model, not a curated record. Lineage: Eukaryota; Metazoa; Annelida; Clitellata; Rhynchobdellida; Glossiphoniidae. Gene Ontology annotation, molecular function: calcium ion binding; structural molecule activity; microtubule binding. Bases 1 to 3000 code for a protein of 999 amino acids. Gene Ontology annotation, biological process: intermediate filament cytoskeleton organization; wound healing.